AUGAAGACGUCGAGAGAGAUCAAGGAGUGCAUGAAGAAGGCGCAAACGUCUUGUUAUCACGAUGACAUCACGCCAAUGCUAUUCAAAACGAAUCUUCACAAAAAUCAUAGCAUAACCUAUGAAAAUAUUCGCAUGGGAAUGACGAUCUUUACUCCGAUUAUCGAUGAUUUUCGCGGAGACGAGGCUUUCCUUCCCGAUCAACCGGAAUUAGUUGUCAAAGAACUAUCAGCUUUCGGGAAAGAGGCAUGGGUGAACGCGAUUGUCCCAAUUCGAUACAACGGAUCGAGCACUAUUCGAUUGCUACUCGCCGAGAGAUAUCUACAGAGUGAGCUAAAAAGCCCAAGUGAGAGAGGGAUUCAGUAUCACAAAAUGGCUGAAGAAGAAAUCACGUCAGAAGCUCAUCACGAAGCACUUUUCUAUGCUGAUCGAAACAUUACUGUUUACACAUUAUUGAAUAAUGUUUAUGAUGAAGAACUUGGAGGUGCUGAUGGGAAAUAUUGCACUGAUCAUGGAGUUGAUCUCGGAAUCGUUUUCGAUUCUAAAGAAAUCGUUGGAGUUGCGGGGAAUUUCACAAAAAAUGAACUUGAUUGGGGUCGAAGUUUCUUGGGAAAAUUGUCUCAAAUCAUCGCCGAUUUCGUCUAUACAAAAAAACUCUCGAAUCAUCCGCAAUUCACGCGAUCUCAUCGAACAUUCAUCCACAUCUCGAAUCGAAGCAUCGAACACAGAACAUAUGAUCACGAAGCUUACUAUUUUUGGAAACAACUUCUCCCGACGAUCGCUCGGUUCAAUGCUGGCAUAAUAAUUGGCGAUAUUCAUGAGACGGAAAGCACGUCAGCCGAGGUGUACGAAUCGAUUCCCUAUGCGGCUCCUCCAUCCGGGAAUCUUCGAUUUGAAUUGCCCGUUCCACCAGUUCCAUGGAAUUACCCAUUGGAUGUCCGAUAUGAGACCUCUUGUCAUCAGAUGAAAGUCGUCGUGCCACUCGACUAUUGGAGUCGACAGCGCUAUUCCGCCUAUUUACCGAUCGUUUUCUGGAUUCACGGCGGUUCGUAUCGGGCUGGUGGCAAAUUGUGGUACAAGAACUCGGGGAUCAUUCGAAAUUUCGCGUCUCGGCGCAUGAUUUUCGUCGCUGUUGAUUAUCGACAAGGAUUUGAGGGUUUUCUCGCAAUGCAUGACACCGAUUUACCCGGAAAUCUGGGAUUAGAGGACAUUUUGAUGGCUUUGAGAUUUGUUAGGGAUAACGCCUACAAUUUUGGAGGAGAUCCAAACAAUAUCGUGGUUGCCGGUGAUGGAACUGGUGCCGCACUUGCGGGAAUAUUAGCGACAAGUCCGAAAACGAAUGGGUUGAUUCAAGGGGUAAUGCUUUUCUCGGGAACAACCACUGCCCCAUGGGCUGUUCAACACGAAAGAACUAAAAACAACACGAUUCGUGUCUUGUGGAAUUGCAAAUGUGUGAGCGGUUCGUCGAAAAAACUCAAAGAAUGUCUGAAGAAAGCGGAUCCAAGUUGUUACCAUGAAGAGAUUGAAAAAAGGGAUUUCUUUGAUUAUGUCGAUGAUGUAAAGACAAUGUACGAGGCUCAUCGAAUGGGCCUUUCCCCAUUCACUCCAGUCAUCGAUUCAUAUCGUGGAUGGGAUGCUGUUUUGGGUGGAGAACCGGAGGAACAAGUCAAACAAAACGCUCGUGUCAGAGCGCUCUUCAGCAACGCGGCUCAUGAGCGCUUGUUCAAUUGCGGAAAAAUUGCCGGUCUACCGAUCCCGUUGAAAGAAUGGGUCGACGGGAUUGUCGAGGCUCGAUUCGGCAACUCGACCUAUGUGAAAGAUCUCUUUGAUGACUGGUACCACCCGUUGAACCCGAUUCAUGAAACAGAUAAAGCACGCCGCACAUCGAGAUUGCUCACAUUCACCGAGGACGAUUGGGUGGCCGACACACAACACGAGGCUCUUCACUAUGCUGAUAAAGGGCAAAACGUCUACACACUUCUCAAUAAUAUUUACGGACAUCCAAAUGCCGGACCCGACGGAAAAUGGGGUACCGAUCAUGGAACCGAUUUGGCGAUGCUAUUCGACUCGAGGGCUUUCUACGCACCAUUUGGACAAUAUAAUUGGGAAGAGCUGAGCUUCGGGAAAGCGUUUGCCGAUCGACUUGCCGACGUUAUCUCCGAAUUCGUGGCGAAUGGUCACCUUCAAUCACAUCCGAAAUUCACUCGCGCAAACUGGGUCGUAUUGCGAAUCACUUUCGAUCGAAUCGAGCACAAACAAUUUUCAGCUGAAAAUUACAAUUUUUGGAGAGAGGCAGCUCCUGAAUUGGCGAAACUGCAAGCGAAUGAGAUCCGAAGAAAACAACGGGAAACUCAA
Molecule: messenger RNA, 2352 nt
Organism: Mesorhabditis belari
Lineage: Eukaryota; Metazoa; Nematoda; Chromadorea; Rhabditida; Rhabditidae
Source: the annotation of a GenBank genome assembly